AUGGAGCUCCACUUCCGCACCGGCGAGGAGCGCUGUCCGUUGAUGGGGGCCGCGGCUACGUCGGCCAACUCCGAGACAUCAGCCACACGCGUGCAUGACGGUCUCGUCGGCUGCGAUGGCACGGGGUACCACGGGGAGAGCUUACCGCUGCCGGCAUCGGAUCCGGACGGCCUGUGGCGCCGGGCGGCGAAGGAGAGGAUAAGGGAGCGGAUCCUGCGCGAGGAGGCGGAGGCGCUGGCGCUCGAGUUCGAGGUCUGGCGUGAGCUCAUGGAAGAGCGCGCCAGUUUGCUCGCGCGGUUGGCCGGCGGGUCGGAAACUAGGGCAGCGCCGACGGUGCCAUCGCUGAAGACGGCGCCGAUCGAUCACCAGUGUGUGCAGGUUGGAUCCAAAGUAGACGUGUCUGCGGCCGUGCCAGCCAACAAGCGGAAAACCCCUCAUGUCGCUGCUGCAUCCGUUGUUUCGGCGGCCACAGGCAGCAAGAAGCAGAAGCCUGAUCUGACAUGCACUGUGUGCAACAUCACGGCAGCCAGUGAGAGAGACAUAAGAUUAUUUCUUAUAUGUGUCAAAGAAUUGACCGGUUUUGUGUUUGAUGCAGUUCAGCUUGAAGCAGCCGUGCUACCGGCCAAGCGGAAGAACUCCAACGUUGUCCCUGCCUCAUCAACCCUUUCAGCUGGGCCAAGCAGCAAGAAUCAGAAGCAAGACUUGACCUGCACGGCGACCAGUGAGAAGGGCAUGCAGGAUCACCUCAAAGGGAAGGCUCGCAUGAAUAUGACGGCCUCACUUGCUGUCGGUGCAUGUCGCAACGGGUCAGGGUCAGAAACUGUGCCCAUGGAGGCCAAUGGCGUGCGCCGACUGGACGGCGGCAUCCUACUGUGUGAGCUCUGUGACGUGAAGGCGCCGUCGGAGUGCGUCAUGCGGACUCACCUGUCCGGCAGGAAGCACACCAACAAACAGAAGGCCGCCGCUGACGCCGGUGCAGGACAGGAGGUGAAGAAGGCCGCCGCCGCCGCCACGAUCGGCAGCCCAUCCAAGGUAGCCGCCUCCAUCGCGGUCAACAGCAGCGAUGACUCCAUGAAGAAACCAGCAACGGGAGAGAUGGAGGUGGUAGUGUCAUCAGCAACGCCUCAAGUGGACGUCGCCGCCCCGGUCUGCGCCCGUGUCUCCUCCAUGGCGCCCAUGGAAGUAGACGAAGGUGCUGCCAAAGCUGAAGAACAAGAGAAAGCUGAUGCCCUCGAAGAGGGAGCCGUGGCGAUCGACGGAGGCCCCGCCGUGACCGGCGAGGAGUAUUACAUCAAGGCGGAGGGCAAGCUGUUCGUCACGCUGCGCCAGGCGGACGGCAGCCUCUCGUGUGGUCUGUGCGCCGUGCACGGCUGUGACAAGCGCGGCAUGAUCAAUCACAUCUACACCAGGGACCACUGGCGCAGAGCCUGUCUCGCCGAGGAGAAGCGGGCAUCGGAGGCACUGCCAGAGGCGGUGAACAAAGAAGGCGACGGCAUCUCGGUCACCGACGGAGAGGCUCAUGUCGACAACUGA
Molecule: messenger RNA, 1533 nt
Organism: Triticum aestivum (bread wheat)
Lineage: Eukaryota; Viridiplantae; Streptophyta; Magnoliopsida; Poales; Poaceae
Exons: 5
Coding region: 1-1533 (510 amino acids)
Source: RefSeq, a predicted model, not a curated record